Messenger RNA from Rhagoletis zephyria (snowberry fruit fly), 384 nucleotides. RefSeq lists its product as uncharacterized. Gene Ontology annotation, cellular component: actin cytoskeleton. Lineage: Eukaryota; Metazoa; Arthropoda; Insecta; Diptera; Tephritidae. The record is from RefSeq and is a predicted model, not a curated record. Gene Ontology annotation, molecular function: lipid binding. Gene Ontology annotation, biological process: plasma membrane tubulation; actin cortical patch localization; endocytosis.
AUGCGCAGCGCCAUCAAGCGCAUGGAGACGCUGACCGCGGAGAAGAGCCGCCACCAGGCGAAGGUGGCCAAGUACCAGGGUGCCGACCGGACCUCGACUAAUCUGAUUAAACUGAACGACCACCAGAGCCGGCUGGCGCAGACCACCAGCGACCUGAACACGCUGCGCGAGGUGCUCGAGCGGGAGUUGCCGCUCUUUCUCCAGCGCCGCAUCGACUACAUGCAGCCGUCCCUGGCGGCCUACAUUAGCUCCGAAAUCCUCUACUCCGGCAGCAAUUUGAACGCCUGCGCCGAGCUGAACGCCCUCUCCGAUCNAGCAGAACGGGCCGAGCGGCAGCGGCAACUCCUCGACUCCAUUGACGGCCUCUCCAUUGUCGCCUCAUAA